CACGUGCUCCCCACGCGUCAGCUCACUGCCGCGCUCUCCCUGACUUCCUAAAUCCUAAACAGCAAACGGGGCUCCUCCCGAGCCUCGGAAACUCAGAAAGAUGCCUCCUUUCCGCUGCCCUCUCGGGGGUCGCUCCCUCCUCCGCCCUCCUCCUCCUUCAAGAUCCCUCUCCAGCCAAAACCCUAAGCCGCCAUUAGACUCCGUGGGCCCCCUCGCCUGCCGCCUCUCCUCCCGCUCCGUCCUCCACUUCCGCGGCCCCGACACCAUCAAGUUCCUUCAAGGCCUCCUCACCAACGACGUCACGACCCCCAAUGUCCCCUUUCGUGCCCCGCCGCCGAUUUAUGCGGCUCUGCUCACUCCCCAGGGGAGGUUUCUGUACGAUCUGGUCCUUUACCGGCCACCGGGCGGGGAGGUGACGUUGGAUCGGGCGGGGUCGGGUCCUGGGCCCGAUAACCCGGGGGAGGAGUUUGCGGUGAUGGCGGACGUUGACGCGUCGACGGUUGAUGAGGUCUUGGAUUGCUUCAAGAGCGGGGGAGGUCGAGGUCGCGGCGGCGGCGGCGGCGCUGUCGGGUCUGAUCGGAUUGAUGCGCUUGGAAAACUGCUUAAGCAGGCAGUUAGGAAGGAUAAUAAGCAACGGUUUAGCCUUUUGGAAGAAAAUGGAGAGCUUUUUAUUCGUGCGAAUCAGGGCCACUCAAUAACGACUAUAAGCUCCGAGAGCCUAUUGAAGCCCAUUCUCUCAGCUGAUGAAGUACCAGUUUGUGUGCAUGGAACCUAUAAGAAGAACUUGGAAUCAAUCUUGCAAUCGGGACUAAAGCGGAUGUCAAGAUUACACGUUCAUUUCUCUAGUGGCUCGCCUGCAGAUGGCGAAGUAAUUAGCGGUAUGUUCUCCAUAAUUUAUUAUCACUUUACGGUUGUAAUUUCUUUUUACCUUCAUGAGUUAAAAUUCUGAUAUCUACUGUAAAGUAAGUUAAUCCUGCAUGACAAUUAUGGGUAAAAUUUGAAAAGCUAAAUUAAUUUAGAAAGACAGAUUUAAAUCUUGCCUUCAUCAUUCACCCUUCUAAAAUAAUCAUACAAAACUACAUUAUUUUAGAAUGCUUAGGGUGGCAUUACACUGAAAUAAAGCUUUGACAUAUGCACAGAAAAGAGAAGUACAACAAAAGGACACACAUGUUUAGUUAAGAUAUCGUAAAUUACAACAUUCAUCUUUUCUUCCUUCCAUCUUCAACGUCCCAAAAGAUAAACCUCACUAAUCAUUUUCUGGAUUUUAUUCAAAAAAUCUUUUCCAUUUGGUGCUUGAGGCCGAUGGUAAGUGCUUGUCAUAACAUUCCUACAUAUGAGUCCUCCUGGCUUCCUUUUGAGUAGAACGUUAAACUGCAUGAUGAUGAUGAUCCGGUCUCUCUGAAAUUGUUUCAUCCAGUUCAAGGAACUCAUUUCAGUGUUAUCCUUAUACCAGACACAGAUGUCAAGUGUUAGAAGUUUUUUCAAAGUGUCUGACAUAGUAACUAUUGAAUGUGAUGGAAUGGGGAUGCAGUGUGUCUGUGUGUAUAAGUUAUUGGAUAUGAGCUGCUACCUCUUUAACCAAGUAAGCUGUUAAAAGAGAAUGGUAGCGUUGAGUAUUGUUUGGUUGUAACCGAACAAAGAUCGAACCGUCUGACUUUUAGCGGUUCGGUGCAGUUUGAAUACUGGCUUAGGUUUCAUUUAAGCUGUAGUAAACUCACUCCGGACCAAAUUGACCGACCUCACUUAAGGAUUCACGUUAAUACUUCACUCAUUCUAAUCCUUUGUGUGUCCCACCUACUAUACCCAUUCAAAGUCUCACCGUUACACCAUUGCCAAGUCCGUAAGCCUACUCAAUGCAUAAUAUGAAGUCUCACGGUAAAACAUCAUUUCAAACUAAUUUCAAGUUGUCCCUUUCAUCAAAAAAGAAAGAAAAAGGAAAAUUGUAAGCUGUCUCCAAAAAAUCAACUGAAUAAUAGAGAGAGAAGCUCGCCUUCAACCUUCUUGCCAAAUAUCAAUAACAAACCGAUCAUCAUAGCUUAUUCCUCAAUCACCUUUUGGUUCUUUUUCAACCUCUAACUUAUUUAAUCUCCAAUCUAUCUUUUUAUCUUGUAUUUACCAUGACAAUGGGGUCUAUGCUUAAUGGAUUGCAAGAGUCUAUUGUUGCAAGUUGCUUCAUGGUGGUGGAGCAAAAACUGACUUAACCGAACCGAAACCGCUUGGCUCGUUUUUGUUCAGUUUGUCCGAUGGUUCGGUUUAGAUUCGGUUUGAUUCAAGAUGGUCAAAACCGGCCGAACCGACCGUAUGCUCUCCCCUAGAGUGUCGUGAUAUCCACUAGUUCGAGUAUGACUAGUAGGAUGCGCUUUGCCGCCGGCCUAUAUCUGGGUAGAUAAUUUAGCAACAUGAACCGUCUAAACAAAUUUUUCCUAUGCACACGUGUGGGUAUAUAUAUGUAUAUGGAAAAGUGGGUAUGUUGUGGCUACUCAUUUUUUUGAUGAGCUGCUGAGAGAUAGAUUAGUGGUAAUGAUCAUCCUGCUAAUCACAUGUCAUUGACAUCUCUUGGUUGCUCAUUUUGUUAAAUUAGGUGACAUUUCAUAACUAGUAUGCCCACAAGCACACAUUAACAUACACAUGCAACCAUGUACACAUGCACAUAUGACACAUGCAUACGCAAGCACACCCACCUCACACCCAUCCACAUGCAAGGGCACAUGCACACGCAUUCACGUGACGCCCGCACACAGACACAAGAAGUGUGCACGCACACCCCACCUACCCGCCCACACGCGCGCAAGCACGUGCACACCUGCGUGUGACAUACAACUUUUUCUCUCGCCAAGUUAGCGCUUACAUUAGCGCCACGUCAACCAGGCUCUAGAAUGUUAAUGUAUAUUCUUGAAUAUUCUUGUAUAUUCAUGCAUAAGAGAUAUUUGUAUAGAAUCUCAAGAGGAUUAAUCUUGAUCAUUGGAUGUAUAAAAUUUUCGAGAAGAGAAAUCCGGGCCAUUUAUGUAAACGGGAGCCUCUCUUAUGUAAAGAGACCAAAGGGGAGCUCAUUUGUAUCCAAACAAGCUUGAGUAAUAGAAAUCUCAAGUUCCCUCUAAAGUAGUGUUCUUGUGUGCUUUGUUUGGUAGGCUAAGCUUAGCCGUUCUAGUGAGCCAGAGUAACUAAGUGUCGCACAGGAAGGCUAGCUUGUGAGAUAAAAAAAGGCGCUGUGACGCACGCACGCACAUCAAAGUGCAUGAUAUGUUAUGGAACACAGCGUACAAAAGUGCAUGAUAUGUUGGAAAACACACCAUUCAGUACUGUGCAAUUCAUUAGAAAUUGAAUGAUUCAUGGUAUAUAACAUACCAAAGUGGAUGAUAUGUUAGAAAUUGAAUAUUCACUCCGUUCAUAUUGAUCAAAACAACUUCUUAAAUAUGAAAUUUUUUAACUUUUAGUUUAUGAAUUAUGAGAUUAUUUAUCUUGAGAAAAAAUGAUUUGGCCACCAUUUGAUGCACUAGUAAAAGGUCAUAUGAGUUGCAUGGUUUGAUUUUUAAUAACGUAAUAGCAUGAAGAUAUAUGGAAUGAAGCAG
Molecule: messenger RNA, 3569 nt
Organism: Asparagus officinalis (garden asparagus)
Lineage: Eukaryota; Viridiplantae; Streptophyta; Magnoliopsida; Asparagales; Asparagaceae
Exons: 5
Coding region: 101-949 (282 amino acids)
Biological process (GO): tRNA splicing, via endonucleolytic cleavage and ligation
Molecular function (GO): protein binding; tRNA 2'-phosphotransferase activity
Source: RefSeq, a predicted model, not a curated record